AUGGUGUUCAUCGCGCCCGUUCCCGCCGAUGAGCAGAUGCAGUCCAACCCUUCGGACCCACACCUGGGCCUGGACCAUUUUGGCUUUCGGGUGGAUAACCUGGAAGAGACGGUGGCCGACCUGAAGAGCCGGGGAGCGGACAUGGCACGGGAACCGCGAACGAUUCGGCCUGGCGUCCAUGUGGCCUUUGUACGAGCACCCGACGAUGUGCGGAUAGAGUUGCUGCAGCGGGACUAG
Messenger RNA from Geodia barretti, 237 nucleotides. NCBI's taxonomy places the organism in Eukaryota, Metazoa, Porifera, Demospongiae, Tetractinellida, Geodiidae. The record is from the annotation of a GenBank genome assembly.